AGGACUUGAGGAACGCCAUUUGCUUUUCCUGCUUCUCCACAUGCAGCACGUAGAGCUCGUCUUCCCUCCGAUAAAAAUCCGCCUACUGCCGCUUAUCUUUAAUGGAAUCAAGCUGAUCACAACUGAUUACCACGAUACUGUCGGCGUUUAUACUGGGAACUUCAAAGCUCAGAUCUCACCUUUCCAGUCACGUGUAAAAUGCACGUUUCCGUUUUGCUUUAAAGGAAAUAUAUAUUUUUUUAAUUUAAUCAAUAGUCACAUCCUGGGAAAGUUGAGUACUGUAUAAGUUUAGCAUUGUAUCUUUAUUGACUAAUUUUUGCACCAAUUAGUGUUCUUGCUAAUACAAAAUGAAAUCAUUGAGCAAUAUUAACAAUACUGAAAAAAAAUUCCCAACUACUUUGUGUUAGUACUCCUAAUUUGAAUACAUCUGCAUGAGAAUUACUCGUCUGUCUUCUGGUCCACAUGCAAAGCAUCCUGGGAGAAGGGACCACACUGUAAACAAAGGGGUUUAAAAUCCAGCUCAAUACACAUUCCACCAUUACAGCAGAGUGGACAAUACUGAAUUUAUUCAUUUACCAUUACAACAGCAGCAAGCAUGGUGCUAGAGAACUCUGAGCACGGCUCUGUCUUUGAGGCUAAAGUUUCUGAAGAUAAUGUGGAGACCCCAUACGGCAUAGUGCACUGCACUAUGCAAGGUAUUGCUAAGGGCAACCGACCUGUCAUCCUGACUUACCAUGACAUCGGACUAAACCAUAAGACCUGCUUCAGCAAUCUGUUCACCCAUGAGGACAUGCAGGAAAUCACACAAUAUUUCUCUGUGUGCCACAUCAAUGCACCUGGACAACAGCAAGAUGCUAGCACUAUCCCCACAGGAUCCACCUACCCUUCUAUGGACCAGCUCUCUGAGACCAUCCCUGUUGUGCUCCAACAUUAUAAUAUUAAGAGCAUUAUUGGAAUGGCGGUUGGAGCUGGAGCCUACAUCCUUGCACAGUUUGCUCUGAACCACCCUGAACUGGUUGAGGGUCUUGUUCUGAUUAACAUUGAUGCUCAGGCAGAGGACUGGAUGGACUGGGCAGCACAUAAGAUCUCUGGCUGGACACAUAAUGUUCCUAAUAUGAUCAUCUCCCACCUGUUCGGAAAUGAGGAAAUUCACAACAACCAUGACCUGAUUGCAACCUUUCGCCAUCACAUCCUGAACAACAUUAACCAGAGAAACUUGGAGCUGUUUGUCAAGUCCUAUAACAGUCGAAGGAAUCUGGAUGUCGAGAGACCUCCUCCAGGUGGAAAUCUCAAUGUGAGGACCCUGAAGUGCCCAACUCUUCUGGUUGUAGGAGAUAGCUCUCCCGCUGUUGAUGCUGUGGUUGACUUCAAUUCAAGAAUGAAUCCAACAAAAACCACCCUACUUAAGAUGGCUGACUGUGGAGGCCUUCCUCAGGUUGAUCAGCCCGCCAAGCUGGCAGAGGCCUUUAAGUACUUCAUUCAGGGACUGGGAUAUAUGCCUGCAGUCAGCAUGACCCGCCUGUCACGCUUCCGCACUGUCUCUGGCAGCAGCAUCUCCUCUCUGGAGGCGGUUCAGAGUCAGAGUUCCACUGGAGAGGAGCAGCAUGGACACUCUCACACAGGAAUCUCCAAGGACAAUGACUCUGACAGUAACACAGAGCUGAGCCUAUUGGGAACAACACAACCCAGCCAGGUGUCUUGCUGAAGGCGCCACAGUUUUUACAUACAUCCUUUAUGGAGAAGCAGACGCUAUUAACUGCUUCAUUUGAUUCUUCAGUCUCACUUUCACUCUGUUUCAUAUUAACUCAAGCUUUAAAUUAUGUGAUGAUUACUGUGUUGUAAGAAGAGACUGUGCAUUGUUCAAGCAGUUUAGAUUAUUUUGCAAAAUGUUUAUAGAUUCUAACUAUUUUAAAUGGAUCAAUGUGGGGGUUUUUUGUUAGCCAUGUAUUAUAAUUUUAUGAAGGCUAAAGCAGGAGAACCAAUCCUUUUACAAUUUGAAAGAACAAACCUAAUGGACUGUUUUAGAAAUGCAGUUCUAUUUAUAAACAAAUAGUCAACACUGGCAGUUAGAGAAUUAGCACAUGGAGGUUACAUAAAGCCUAAUUACAUAAAGCCUGUAUUUCAAAUAAAAACUUUUCAAUGUUGUAUAAAUAUCUUUCUCCCAAACAUUUUAAAG
Molecule: messenger RNA, 2176 nt
Organism: Hemibagrus wyckioides
Lineage: Eukaryota; Metazoa; Chordata; Actinopteri; Siluriformes; Bagridae
Gene: ndrg1b
Product: N-myc downstream regulated 1b
Exons: 14
Coding region: 596-1705 (369 amino acids)
Biological process (GO): signal transduction
Cellular component (GO): cytoplasm
Source: RefSeq, a predicted model, not a curated record